This is a messenger RNA of Sesamum indicum (sesame), 1609 nucleotides long. Its product is annotated as Exostosin family protein. Gene Ontology annotation, molecular function: glycosyltransferase activity. The record is from RefSeq and is a predicted model, not a curated record. Lineage: Eukaryota; Viridiplantae; Streptophyta; Magnoliopsida; Lamiales; Pedaliaceae.
CUGCUUCUGCUGGACUUCUCUCUACUUUCUCUUUUCUUCUACUCUCUGCAGUUUUUGCUGCCUCCAUCGCCGUUGUUUUCCUCCUCGGAUAUUUUUCUCAUAAACCCAUUCAUGGACUCCCCUCCUCCUUCUAUUCCCCUUCUCAACCACAAUUCCAGAUACCAACAGUUGAGUUGCUCUCUCAUACGCGUCCUGCACCAGAUCAAUCCAGGGCUGUGCUUUCUUCUGAAUUCCCAUCCAAAUUCAAGCCAGCUGUCACCAGGAGAGCGGAGAACAAAUUGGAACAAGGAUUAGCUAGAGCAAGAGCAGCAAUUCUGGAUGCAGCUUCUGCCACAAACCCAUCAAUAAUCAUCAAGAAUAAUAACAUUCUUUCCCCAGCAAUCUAUUGGAACCCCAGUGCAUUUUAUCAGAGUUACAAGGAAAUGGAGAGAAGAUUCAAGGUGUAUGUAUAUCAAGAAGGGGAGCUACCAAUAGUGCAUGACGGACCUUGCAAAGACAUAUAUAGUAGUGAAGGAAGAUUCAUACAUGAGAUGGAGCAUGGAAACAAUAGGUUUAAGACAAGCAAUGCACAAGCAGCUCAUGUAUACUUCAUGCCAUUUAGCGUUACAUGGAUGGUCAAGUACCUUUACAAGCCUAAUACGUAUAAUGUCACCCCACUCAAAGCAUUUGUGUCUGACUAUGUGAAACUCAUCUCCACAAAACACCCCUUCUGGAAUAGAACUCAAGGAGCUGAUCAUUUUAUGCUUUCUUGCCAUGACUGGGGGCCUAAGGCCUCACAAGGAAAUGGAUUACUCUAUAACACAUCAAUACGUGUCUUGUGCAAUGCAAAUUCCUCUGAAGGAUUUGAUCCAACAAAAGACGUGAGCCUGCCUGAAAUCCAUCUUUAUGGUGGCAUCGUAAAUCCAAAGCUGAUUUCUCCUCCGCCGUCCAAUAUUUCCAGGCCCGACCUUGCAUUCUUUGCUGGUGGCAUUCAUGGCCCCAUAAGGCCAAUUCUCCUCAAACAUUGGAGGGGUAAAGACACUGAUCUCCAUGUUUACGAAUACCUACCUAAAGAUCAAGAUUAUUAUGAUUCCAUGUUACGUUCCAAGUUUUGCUUAUGCCCUAGUGGAUAUGAAGUGGCUAGCCCCAGAAUUGUUGAGGCCAUUUAUGCUGAAUGCAUCCCUGUGAUAUUAUCUGAUCAUUACGUCCUGCCAUUUAGUGAUGUUUUAAGGUGGGAGGCAUUCUCAAUACAGGUUGAUAUUUCUGAAAUCCCUCGAUUGAAAGAGAUAUUGGUGGCAGUAUCAGAAGAUGAGUAUCUGAGGCUGAAGGAGGGCUUGAGAGCUGUAAGGAGACAUUUCCUUCUGAACCAACCAGUUAAGAGAUUUGAUAUGUUUCAUAUGAUCUUGCACUCUGUAUGGCUUAGACGAUUAAAUCUAAGGGUUGGAUAAGUACUGGAAAAUAAACUUAUGAAAGGGGCAAAAAGUUUUAUGAGCUCCAUUGAUAUAACUGUAUGUAUAUACCGUCAUGUAAUUUUUGUACUGCCCUUUAUCCAAAGUUUAACAAGAAAUUAAGUUUUAUAAAUCACCCAGCUUUUCCCUGCAGUGAUGAUUUUGCUUGGCUCCAAAACAUA